Messenger RNA from Caenorhabditis sp. 36 PRJEB53466, 2107 nucleotides. Lineage: Eukaryota; Metazoa; Nematoda; Chromadorea; Rhabditida; Rhabditidae. The record is from the annotation of a GenBank genome assembly.
AUGAGCAUUGCUUCUCCUUGUUUCGGGUUCAACGAUGGGGGAGAUAAGCUUUGGUGGACAAAUGUGGUUGUUUCGACCCUCUUAGAUGUAAGAAUCGGGUUGUAGAUUUUUGCUGUUAUUAUCUGUUUCAGUGUUCUCCAAUGGCAUCUAGAGAUCGCGCCCGAAGCGCAGCAGAAAGUCUGUACGAAUUUUAUGCGACUUCAGAACCAUGGGAGCUCGUUGAAAGCAAUGUAAAAGCUUUCUUAGAUUUCCCUUUGUUUAUGCACAAACUUUAGGUAAAGCUAACUCUCCAAAAGCUGCGACUGAAGGGCAUUCACCUUGUUGUCACUUCGAACUUCGAUAGACGCUUGAAACCUCUUUUAUUGCAAUUUGAAUUGCACGAACUUUUUUCGAUGAUGGUUCUUUCCGGUGAAGUGGGCUUCGAGAAACCUGAUCCAAGAAUUUUCCAGUUGCUUGUUAAUCAUUUCGAUCUUUUACAUCCAUCUGAAAUACUUCAUAUAGGUGACAACUAUAAGAACGACUUCAUAGGAGCCAAGCAAUUUGGUUGUAAAGCUCUCUUAUUUGAUUCUAAAAAUCACUCCCCUGUUGAUUCAUUCGAUCGCAUUUCUUGUAUUUCUGCUCUUAAUUUGUAUUGAUUUCAAUAAAUUGCAGGUUAUGGAUCUUUUCCGGAAGCCAACAAAAAAACGGAAUUUUGCUGGUCGACGAGAUGGAGACUCUAGUGACGACGACACAGAAGUGAAGGACAUUGUCAGAAAACGAAGGCGCACAAAUCCGAUGGUCCAGUCGGUGAGAUAUUGGUACAUGAUGCUCCAUUCGAAAGGGAGCAACGUUUAUUUUGAAAAAAAAAAACAUCCCAAUUUUUAGACUAAGAAAAGCAACCAUCGACAACAGAAGUCAUCUGACGAUUCCGAUGACUCGGAUCAAGAUGUAGCUGUUGCUACUCACUCGUUCGCCGCCACAGGAGAUACUGGUCCAGCAGGUCCACGCGAUCAGGGAGCAACAGCCACUCUAGAAGUUGAUACCGAUUACAUUCGUGAUGCACAAGCACAAUUCGAGCGUGUCCAGCAACAACUCAAGGAAGGUGUGGAGAAAGACGGCAAAAUUCUUUACAAGGGAGUUGCUCUCUACGGUGCCAAAGAAGCGAAAGACACGGCAAAAGGAAAUGCUUCGAGUGGAUAUAAUCGAGUGGGCCCAGUGCGAGCACCCCAAUUUCUACGCCAAACAGUUAGAUGGGACUUCGCUCCUGAUAUCUGCAAGGAUUACAAAGAAACUGGAUUCUGUACAUUCGGAGGUGAGUGGAGUUUCGAUUUUUAUUUAUCUACAAGCCUGCCCCCCGCCUACGCCGAGUUUCGGGCUUGUCUUAAACUGCUCUGGUGGUCAAGUGGUAAAACCCGCGGUCGUAGGUUCGGAGUCUUUCUGCUGCUCGCAGCGGACAUACAAAAAGACAGACGCCUCUUUUGUUUUAUAUAUAAGAAAGAUACGUUUCCAUUGCAGAUUCUUGCAAAUUUGUUCACGAUCGAUCCGACUACAAACAUGGUUGGGAGAUUGACGAGGAGUAUGAAGCAGGAAAGUAUGGCGAGGAGGAUGAUACGAAUUACGAAAUUCGUGGGGACGACGACACUUUCCCGGAAGACUGCUUCAUAUGUGGACGGCCCUUCGUGGAUCCGAUUGUCACCAAAUGCAAACAUUACUUCUGCGGCAGUUGUGCUAUCAAAGCGUUUCAACGAUCUUCGAAAUGCCCAGUUUGUCAUCAAAACACCGAAAAGAUAAUGAACGCUGCGAGAGGUAGAGUUCCUAAGUUGUUUGUUAUCGCCUAAGCAAAACGUUUAUAGACUUGAUGACUUUCCUAAAGCGGAAAGAACAAAGCAGUGCACGACAAGAGAAGCAACAAAGUGAAGAUGAACCUGACGAAGGAGGAUGUGAAGGUCACAACCACGAAUAUCAUGAAGCACAUCAAGACGAACCAGCUGGUGAUACUGGGGAGGAAGAAGAUGUUGGUGAACAUCAGAGUGAUGUCGAAAAGGAGAUUAUUAUGGAGGACGUCGACGACGUGAAUGAAGGGGAAAACCAAUCCGAAAGCGAUGAAUCCGUGGACACGGAUGGUUGA